UUUAUAGUGGAACUAGAUGGCUUUGGUAACAAAUGAAGUGCCAUUUCGGAGUGUGGCGAGUAUGAAGUAUUUUUCAGUAUAGUUUACAAGAAUUCCGUUUUCCGAAAAUUAGAAAGUAAUCAAAAAGGCAAAAGAUCUGGAGGCAUUUUGCAAUAAAACGGGAUUUGACGUACAAGUUAAUUUGUGGCUUAUUGUACGUGGAUGUGAUUUGUUGUAUACGGAGCUUGCUGUACUUUGCUAUCGUAAAACAUAUAUUAACGUUUAUAACAGGCUGUCCUAGAGAGAAUACAACCUACUAUAUGGUUUCUGUUAAUGUGUCUCGCGUACAUCUACAUACGUAUAAUACGCGUCCGAAAAUUUUCUUCAGCUGCUACCGAAUCAUACAUUUGUUUGAAUUAUGGAGAGUCAUGAUCACUUGUUCAAAGUACUAAUUAUUGGGGACACUCGAGUUGGGAAGACAUCGCUGGUGCACCGUUACGUGCACGAAAAAUUCUUCAAGUGUUACAAGAAUACAGUGGGAGUGGACUUUGCACUGAAAGCUCUUACAUGGUCUGACACGGAGACUGUACGACUACAGCUGUGGGACAUAGCAGGUCAAGAGCGUUUCACCUCCAUGACCAGGAUUUAUUAUAAGGGUGCAUCGGGCUGCGUGCUCAUGUUUGACGUCACCAGCACCUCCAGCUUUCACAGCUGCCAGAAAUGGAAGGAGGACUUGGACAGCAAGGUUCUUCAGGUGGAUGGUAACCGUGUCCCCUGUAUCCUACUGGCAAACAAGUGUGAUUUAUCACCUUGGCAAGUGUCAAAGGAAGACGUGGAGACGUUCAGCAAGACCAGUGGCUUCAUCGCCUGGAUGGAGACAUCGGUCAAAGACAACAGGAACAUCGCGGAAUCCAUGAGAAUCUUGGCAGAGAACAUGAUGGCAAAUCAAUCAGCUUUUGGAACGCCUGAAAACCAGGGAACCAGCUUCAAGCUAAGCUCACCUGUGACGGCAAAGGUGGCCAAUGGAGACCCAUGUUGCUCAACUAUGAGGAACUUGGUGGAAUAAACAUUUCAGAUAUUUCUUUGAA
Brienomyrus brachyistius is the source of this 1067-nucleotide messenger RNA. RefSeq names its product ras-related protein Rab-7L1-like. Gene Ontology annotation, cellular component: trans-Golgi network; vesicle; Golgi apparatus. Lineage: Eukaryota; Metazoa; Chordata; Actinopteri; Osteoglossiformes; Mormyridae. Bases 398 to 1045 code for a protein of 215 amino acids. Gene Ontology annotation, molecular function: GTPase activity; GTP binding. Gene Ontology annotation, biological process: vesicle-mediated transport. The transcript is spliced from 5 exons. The record is from RefSeq and is a predicted model, not a curated record.